Chlorocebus sabaeus (green monkey) is the source of this 6498-nucleotide messenger RNA. RefSeq names its product period circadian regulator 3 (gene PER3). The record is from RefSeq and is a predicted model, not a curated record. Gene Ontology annotation, cellular component: cytoplasm; nucleus. Gene Ontology annotation, molecular function: transcription cis-regulatory region binding; transcription corepressor binding. Gene Ontology annotation, biological process: entrainment of circadian clock by photoperiod; circadian regulation of gene expression; negative regulation of transcription by RNA polymerase II. NCBI's taxonomy places the organism in Eukaryota, Metazoa, Chordata, Mammalia, Primates, Cercopithecidae.
CCGCGCGCGGCAGAGGAGCCAAGCGAGUGCGGCCCUCAGCACUGGGGGCUCCCGGAGCGUUGCGCUUCCGAGCCGCCCGCCUCCACAGGCCCCAGCCCUCGGCGUGCGGGAAAGUUGGGGCAGGGGUGAGGACCGCGCGGUCGGGGCGCCCCAGCCAGCCGGGUCGCUGGCGUCGGACUGUCCGUUCCACUUGUCCCUUGUCACCCUUGUCUCCUCCCCACAGGCCGGACUUCUGAAAGUCGAACGAGCUCCGGGUUUUGGAAAUGCUGGAGGGAGAAGCCCCUCGGAGAUGAGCGUGACCCCCUGGCUCGUGGUGGCCGCCUCUUACGCCAUGGCGCGGACCAGAGUGAGAAACCGGUGUCUGUCGCCGACUGCAAAGUGAACGAGAAGAAAGCAGCGGGCUGUCCCAGCCCUACAUGGAGCCCCGCGGAGACCUCGAGACGCCCCGCGGGGAACCUCCUGGCCCCGGGGGACGGGGGGCUGAGUACGAGGCCCUGGGCGAAGAAUCGGGGGAGCGGUGGAGCCCCGAGUUCCAUCUGCAAAGGAAAUUGGCGGAGAGCAGCCACAGUGAACAGCAAGAUCGAAACAGAGUUUCUGAAGAACUUAUCAUGGUUGUCCAAGAAAUGAAAAAAUACUUCCCCUCGGAGAGACGCAAUAAACCAAGCACUCUAGAUGCCCUCAACUAUGCUCUCCGCUGUGUCCACAGCGUGCAAGCAAACGGUGAGUUUUUCCAGAUUCUCAGUCAAAAUGGAGCACCUCAGGCAGAUGUGACCAUGUACAGUCUUGAGGAGCUGGCCACUAUUGCUUCAGAACACACUUCCAAAAACACAGAUACCUUUGUGGCAGUAUUUUCAUUUCUGUCUGGAAGGUUAGUGCACGUUUCUGAACAGGCUGCUUUGAUCCUGAAUCGUAAGAAAGAUGUCCUGGCGUCUUCUCACUUUGUUGACCUGCUUGCCCCUCAAGACGUGAGGGUAUUCUACGCGCACACUGCCAGAGCUCAGCUUCCCUUCUGGAACAACUGGACCCAAAGAGCUCCACGGUAUGAAUGUGCUCCAGUGAAACCUUUUUUCUGCAGGAUCCGUGGAGGUGAAGACAGAAAGCAAGAGAAGCGUCACUCCCCAUUCCGGAUCAUCCCCUAUCUGAUUUAUGUACAUCGCCCUGGCCAACCAGAAUCGGAAUCGGAACCGGAACCUUGCUGUCUCACUGUGGUUGAAAAGAUUCACUCUGGUUAUGAAGCUCCUCGAAUCCCAGUGAAUAAAAGAAUCUUUACCACAACACACACCCCAGGGUGUGUGUUUCUUGAAGUAGAUGAAAGAGCAGUGCCUUUGCUGGGUUACCUACCUCAGGACCUGAUCGGAACAUCGAUCCUAAGCUACCUGCACCCUGAAGAUCGUUCUCUGAUGGUUGCCAUACACCAAAAAGUCUUGAAGUAUGCAGGGCAUCCUCCCUUUGAACAUUCUCCCAUUCGAUUUUGUACUCAAAAUGGAGACUACAUCAUACUGGAUUCCAGCUGGUCCAGCUUUGUGAAUCCCUGGAGCCGGAAGGUUUCUUUCAUCAUUGGUCGGCAUAAAGUUCGAACGAGCCCACUAAAUGAGGAUGUUUUUGCUACCAAAAUUAAAAAGACGAACAAUAAUGACAAAGACGUAACAGAAUUACAAGAACAAAUUUACAAACUUCUCUUACAGCCAGUUCACGUGAGUGUGUCCAGCGGCUAUGGGAGCCUGGGGAGCAGCGGGUCGCAGGAGCAGCUUGUCAGCAUCGCCUCCUCCAGUGAGGCCAGCGGGCACUGCGUGGAGGAGACAAAGGCAGAGCAGAUGACCUUGCAGCAGGUCUAUGCCAGUGUCAACAAAAUUAAGAAUCUGGGUCAGCAGCUCUACAUCGAGUCAAUGACCAAAUCAUCAUUCAAGCCAGUGACGGGGACACGCACAGAACUGAAUGGUGGUGGUGAGUCAGCGAAUGAUGGUGGUGAAUAUAAAACCUUUACUUCCGUCCACCAAACACUGAAAAAUAAUAGUGUGUACACUGAGCCUUAUGAGGAUUUGAGGAACGAUGAGCACAGCCCAUCCUAUCAACAGAUCAACUGUAUCGACAGUGUCAUCAGAUACCUGAAGAGCUACAACAUUCCAGCUUUGAAAAGAAAGUGUAUCUCCUGUACAAAUACAACUUCUUCCUCCUCAGAAGAAGACAAACAGAACCACAAGGCAAAUGAUGUCCAAGCCUUACAAGUUUCUCUUACACCACCAGCUGGUUUGCAAAUCCCAACCAUACCUAAACCAGAAAUGCCAACAAAUGGACGGUCCAUAGACGCAGGAGGAGGAGCUCCACAGAUUCUGUCCACGGCGGUGCUGAGCUUGGGGUCGGGCAUAAGCCAGUGUGGUUACAGCAACACCAUUGUCCACGUCCCACCAGAGACAGCCAGGGAUGCUACCCUCGUCUGUGAGCCCUGGACUCUGAACAUGCAGCCAGCCCCUUUGACCUCAGAAGAAUUUAAACAUGUGGGGCUCACAGCAGCUGUUCUGUCAGCGCACACCCAGAAGGAAGAGCAGAAUUAUGUUGAUAAAUUCCGAGAAAAGAUCCUGUCAUCCCCCUACAGCUCCUAUCUUCAGCAAGAAAGCAGAAGCAAAGCUAAAUAUUCAUAUUUUCAAGGAGAUUAUACUUCCAAGCAGACGCAGUUGGCCGGCUGCAGGAAAGGGAAGCACAAACGGAAGAAGCUGCCGGAGCCGCCAGACAGCAGCAGCUCAAACGCCGGCUCUGGUCCCCACAGGGGAGCGCGUCAGAACGCACAGCCCUGCUGCCCCUCCACGGCCUCCUCUCCGCACACCUCGGGCCGGACCUUCCCACCUGCCGCCAUGGUGCCCAGCCAGGCCCCUUAUCUCGUCCCAGCUUUUCCCCUCCCAGCCGCGACCUGUCCCGGAAGAGAAUACGCAGCCCCCGGAACUGUACCGGAAGGCCUGCAUGGGCCGCCAUUGUCCAAGGACCUGCAACCUUACCCAGCUUUUCCUUCUCCUUACUUGGAUACUUUUAUGACCGUUUUCCUGCCUGACCCCCCUGUCUGCCCUCUGUUGUCGCCAUCGUUCUUUCUGUGUCCAUUCCUGGGGGCGACAGCCUCUUCUGGGAUAUCACCCUCGAUGUCGUCAGGAAUGACUCCAACCCUGGACCCACCCGCUUCAGUAACCAACCAAAGGAGAGAGGAGGAAAAGUGGGAGGCGCAAAGCGAGGGGCACCCAUUCAUUACUUCGAGGAGCAGCUCGCCCUUGCAGUUAAACUUACUUCAGGAAGAGAUGCCCAGACGCUCUGAAUCUCCAGAUCAGAUGAGAAGGAACACAUGCCCACAAGCUGAGUAUCAGUGUGUUGCAGGCAACAGUGGCAGUGAGAGCAGUCCUGCCACUACCGGUGCACUGUCCACGGGGUCACCUCCCAGGGAGAAUCCAUCCCAUCCUACUGCCAGCACACUGUCCAUGGGAUCACCUCCCAGCGGGACUCCAUCCCAUCCUACUGCCAGUGUUCUGUCCACGGGGUCACCUCCCAGCGAAUCUCCAUCCGGAACUGGUUCUGCAGCAUCAGGAAGCAGCGACAGCAGUAUACACUUUACUAGUAGUGUUUAUUCUAAAAUCUCCCAAAGUGGGCAGCAAUCUCAGGAUGUACAGAAAAAAGAAACAUUUCCUAAUGUCGCUGAAGAAUCCAUCUGGAGAAUGAUACGGCAGACACCUGAGUGUGUUCUCAUGACAUAUCAGGUACCUGAGAGGGUUAAAGAAGUUGUACUAAAAGAAGACCUAGAAAAGUUAGAAAGUAUGAGGCAGCAGCAGCCCCAGUUUUCUCAUGGGCAAAAGGAGGAGCUGGCCAAGAUGUAUAAUUGGAUUCAAAGCCAGACUGUCUCUCAAGAAAUCAACAUUCAAGCCUGUGUCACUUGCGAAAAUGAAGAUUCAGCUGAUGGUGCGGCCACAUCCUGCGGUCAGGCUCUGGCAGAAGACAGCAGCUGAGUGACUGUGAGGAUGAACCUUCAUACCCUUUCUUAAGACACGUUACACAUACAGACCUUUUUAAGUCCUGGACUUUUAAAUGACCAUGAAGUUAUCAUUGAAUGUUAAGAUUUUUUCUUCUUGAUUUUUUAGUACACAUAAUCUUUUUGAAGCAGACAUUGUAUACAAAAUCUUUCUUCUCUUUGUUCCUGAUACAUUAAAAUGGCCAGUUAGGCUCUUUUUGUAGUUGAAUUGUCUGCUAAAGAGAUUGGAUGGCCUCUAAAGAGGUAUGUGUAUCUUUAUUUCAGAUGUCACCCAGAGUAAAUUAUAAUUAGAAGUAGAGCUAGAAUGAGCCCCAAACCUUAGCCUAAUUUAUUUUGUUCUGUUAUGUAAGUCAUUUUCCCCUUAGAGUGCUUGAAGAAAUCCCACCUACAGAUUGUGUACUUUUCAUAAUGGUUUCCAUGUGUACUUUUCAUAAUGGUUUCCAUGAAUGCAGUACAUUCAUUUAGGCUUCAUUCAACCUGGCGUUCCCCUCCAUAAUUAAGAUAAAACAUUCCGGUUUUCUCACAACACAUUAGCACAUAUUGUCUAUUAGCAUAUCUGGGAUAACCAGGUUUUGGGGGUUGAGUUUUGGCCUUCAUCCUUGUAGAUCCCUUUCCUAUUGAUUUUCCCACCUUCCAGUGAAAUUCUGAAAGCCUUAUCUUAAAAAUCGAUCCGCUUACCAUGGGCCAAUUCUUGUGAGAGUUUCCAUUAGCAUUUGCAUGUGUGAUGUUGAAAGAGCUUCUUACUCAACCAGUGCUGUUGCCCUUUUCAGUGUUUUUGUUUUUAAAAUAAUGAUUGUGAAAAGUUUUACAAGUAAUGUAAAAGCUAGUAUCAUUCUUAUAUACUUUUGUGUUUAAAUGUUCAUUCUUACCAAAACUAACUGUUAACUCUUUCUUUCCAAUCAAUUUACACAAAAGAGGUCACUCUAGCCCUACCGCAGGUCUGAUUGGCACUGCCUUUUGUUUGCCCUUGAACAGGGGUAAGUGUCGCGGGGACUGCAAAGGAGAAAACAUCCAGGCAGCCCAGUUGUCCUCGCCCACGGGGCCCUGCAGGCCCCAUCAGUCACUGCCUUCUAUGGCGUUUGUAGUAGAGAAUCACCUCCUGAUAUCACUAAUAUGAGUAGGGAUUUCAGAAUUCUACAGUGAAUUCUACAGAAUUCACAGUGUCUUUUAAGAAGUGAGUGUGAUUGUUUACUUGGUAAAUCAACUCACUCUCUGGUGCUCUUUAGAGAAGUCCCUGCUUCCUUCUUAAACUUGGAAGGAUACAUGAAAUUCACACCCCUGCAGAUCAGAAAAACCAAAUAGAAGAAAGUGAAGGUUAUAGUAACCUUUUGUCUUUAUAUAACUUGCAACAAACUAACUUAUUUUUUUCUUCCUUUUUUGUUUUUGGUUUUUUUAUGGUUUUUUUUAGGAAAAUACUUCUUUCUUCUUUGAAGUUUUACAGGCUUUUGUAAAUGCAUCCUGAUAAUGAUUAGGAAAAUUGACCUUUUUAUCCAUGAUGACCAUCCCCGUAGCUCACAUUUCCUUUCGAAGUCGUGGUGUUCUGGAUGGUAGCUCCAUCCUAAGAUGUCAGAGCUAUUUUCAAAUGCUGCCUUUGACAGUUCUUGGAAUUUUCUAAUAUUAAGCAGUUCCAUGCAAAUAUUCCUGUUUUAUAAAUAGCUCUUAUAGUCUGCUCCACCUAGUUAAGUGAUUUCUGAAGCCUUUGUGUGUUGAUCAGGUUGUGUGAUAUUUUUGCUUGAUAAAGAAUCAAAUUUGAAACAAUUAACCAGCCAGUAGAUUGUCUGUCAGUGACCUUCUGUAGUAAUACAGUUUUUGCUAAUGUAAAUAAAAAUGGUAUCUGUAGCUCUCAGGAUCAUUGUGCAUUCAUAUAUGCUAAGCCUUAUGUUCUCCAAUAGAAGCCUUUCUUUUCCAUUGUUGCUGGAUAUUUGUAUUAUCCAAAUGUGCUUAUUUCUUUGCCUUAGUAGACAUUUUAUGGAGUACAUGUUAUACCAGGUUUGAUUUGAAACUGGUGCUUGUGGCAGAACUGUCAGAGCAUGAGGAGCGCUCCUCCUGAGGGUGGACGCGUUCACGCACUCACAGGUUGCGCCUGCUGCUGGCGGUGAGCAGGGGGUUCAGCAGCUUGACCGCCGCCCCCCGAGGGGGCUCUCCCCAGCUUAAACUUUGUUGUUCAGAUUUGUUAACUUUUUAUAUUAAUGACUGUUGAAAAUAGUAAUAAAAAUGUAUAUUAUAGGCUUUAAUGUUUACAUGAAUGUUACCCAAAAAGCUGUGUUUUCUUUGGUCAGAGGUCACGAUUUAUGAAAAACAAGAUGCUGUGUGAAUGGAAAUCAUUUUGCAAUUGAGUGAAACUUCAUUAUAAUUCACAGUGUAAAUUUAAUCCAAACUGAAAUUUUGUUUCAACUGAAUUUAUAAUUAACUCUGAAUUUGUUUGUAAUCAUUAAUAUUUCAAUUGGGUAUCUUUUUAAGUAAAAACAACAAAUAAACUCUGUGCAUGUAAAACG